UUUGUUACUUUACUUACUGGAAGAGAAGAAUCCUCUUCUGUGAUUGGUGCCAUGGAUUCAGUCCCUGUUGGUGGUCUCCAUUGUGACCAGAUGAAUAAAACAGUGAAACAUUAUGAGUCUGUGAGUUUCACAGUGCAAAACAAUGUUGUCAAAACAAGUCAAAGGCCGCAGAAUGUCCCAACGUACGUCCAGAACCUGAAAGAGGGGUCUUCACCAGCAGGGUGUGUCUGGACCAGGACUCAUCAGAGGCGAUGGACUGUUGACUUCAGUCAACAUAAAACCUUAACUGUCAUCAUUGUGGAGAAAACCAUGAAGAAACCACAGCCCCCACAGAGAGACACUUCCCUUCUGCGCCCCCAACCAGUACCACCUCCCUCAUUCAAGAGGUCCUCGUGUCCUUCAGCUAAGACCUUCAGUCCAUCAUCCACUGCUGCCACUUGUUUUUCACCUCCUUCUCUCCCCACGUCCAUCAUCACUGGCCACGAUCCACUUGGUUGGAAGUUACAACCAAAAUCCCGUGAGCGCACCAAAAGGCUGUCUUUACAAACCCCCCUACCUGAAGUCCAGACUCCCAGCUGUCCAAACCCAGAGACUUCAUCAAGACCAGCCUUCAGACCCAAACCUCCUCGACGUCGCCACUCUGAACCCACGGCCUUCCUUAAAUCCCUGAAGGCUCUGCCUGUUCUGAAUCCUGAGGAACUGCGCUCUGUGCUCCUCCGACCCGUCACCCUCUCAGAUGAACCGGAUGAUGUCUUCGAUCAGGGGACAGGACAGCAGGGCAGUGGGUCUGCCCCGCUACACAAAAUACCCCCACCUGUUCCAGAGAAAACAGCCACGGCAAGACGACGAGCACAUCUGAUCGCUUCCUCACAGCAGACCCAUCACUAAGAGCGCUAAUAUGGAUUGUCUUUUAGUGUGAAUGCUGAGUCACCAAUGUUUUAUAUUUUUAUAGUGUUUUCUGUACUUUUAUGGACUGUACCUAUUCUGCAUAACUGUAGCUUUUUCAACCAUUCAGAUACAAAAUAUUUAGCUUCUACAGGACCAAACAGCUAUAAAACGUCUAUACUUUACUGCAAUAUUCAGCUUUGUGAACUGUUUUAUGCUCAGUUAAAUGAACUGGGAUCUUUUCAAAAACUCCUGCUUUAUUUGUAUUUACUUCUGCUCCAACUGUCUCCUGAUCCAUGCUUUUCUUUGUUGUCUUUAUGUCUGAUUUCUUUUUCUGUCCCUUGAUUUGUCUCCUCACCUGCUUUCAUGAAGCCCUGCUGUGUGCAGCUUUUCUCCAUCAGGUUUAUGGGGUGACGUUUGUAAAGUUACACAGUCAAAA
This is a messenger RNA of Austrofundulus limnaeus, 1324 nucleotides long. RefSeq lists its product as uncharacterized. Bases 52 to 888 code for a protein of 278 amino acids. The transcript has 2 exons. Lineage: Eukaryota; Metazoa; Chordata; Actinopteri; Cyprinodontiformes; Rivulidae. The record is from RefSeq and is a predicted model, not a curated record.